Lolium perenne is the source of this 1143-nucleotide messenger RNA. Lineage: Eukaryota; Viridiplantae; Streptophyta; Magnoliopsida; Poales; Poaceae. The record is from RefSeq and is a predicted model, not a curated record.
AUGUCAUCUCCGCCGCCCACCACCACGUCAUCCGCGCCUCCGCCCGUUCCUUCGGCCGCCGCCACCACGGCGGGUUCUCCAGCGGCCGCCACGACGGCGGGCUCCGCCGCGCCGGCGCCCGUCAUCUACACGCCCGAGCAGAUGAGCGGGGUCGUCAACGACCUCGUCACCGCGGUUCAAGGCAUCCGCCUCUACUUGAUCGGUUCCCGGGGGCCCCCGACACCGCCGCGGCCGGCCAUCUUCUCCGUGCCGACGCCCGCACCGGGGGUUCCGCCCUUCCACGGGCGUUCCGCUGCGAGCCUCCGCCGGCGCCGGCCCAGCCCCGGCCGCAAUGGCCACCGUCCGCCCCCGCCAGCCCAAGCGCCGCGAAGCAGCGGGGCGUCCCCAUCCACCGGAUCCGCUUCCCCGUCGCCGUCUCCGCUGCCGGCGUGGCUCACCGCGUCGUCGACUCAGCCGGUCUACACCACCGCCGCCGAGCCGCCGAUGCCCUCCCUCCCGGGCACCGCCCCCGGGGGGUAUGCACGCCCCUAUGAGGCGCGCCCCGACGCGCACGGCCCCGGCGGGGUGACACAGCCACCGCCCCGCUACACCAAGGUCGACUUCGCCACCUACGAUGGGUCGGAGGACCCCCUGAACUGGCUUAGCCAGUGCGAGCAGUUCUUCCGCGGGCAGCGCACCCUGACAUCGGAUCGCACCGGCUUGCCUCCCUAUCACCUCCGGGCGCCGCCCGGACGUGGUACUACUCCCUCGAGCAAGACGAGGGCGGCAUGCCUCCCUGGGACCAUUUUCGGGAGCUAUGCCUCCUUCGCUUCGGCACUCGCCUGCCACGCUCCGGGUGUCACGGGGCAACAGCGCACGGAGCUCUUCGUCGGCGGACUCCCGGAUCACAUACGGGUGGACGUGGAACUCCAGGCUCCCCACGACCUGCAGACGGCGAUGCACUACGCUCGGGCGUACGAGCGCCGAGCCCAGGCGCUGCAGCCGCCUCCCCGAGUCGCGGGGCCCGGCCACCCGCCCGCCCCCGCCGGCCGUAGCGCCGGCCACGCGGCCAGCACCGGACGCUCCCGCAGCGACGCAGCGUACCUUUCGGCGCCUCAUCCCAGCGGAGCAGUUGGAGCGCCGACGCCUCGGCCUGUGCUUUAA